AUGUUGAAGUCUGUGAAGACAAAAGAAGAUGCCCUUGAGGUAAUUGUCGAUGUGAAAAGGGCUCUUCGUGAUGGGGGUUUCAAACUUACCAAAUUUGUAGUCAAUGAUUCUGAGCUGUUAGAUGUUAUUGCCCAUGAAGAUCGGGCAGUUGAGGUGAAAGAGCUGACUCAUGGGGUGCAUGCAAAGGCGUUGGGUAUGAUGUGGGAAGUUGAUUUGGAUGUUUUUCACUAUACUUUCAAAAUUGACAAAGGUCAGGAGAUUACUAGACGCAAUGUGCUGAGCGUAGUGGCCAGUAUGUAUGACCCACUGGGUUUGAUUGUUCCCGUCGUUUUACAUGGUUCUUCAAUAAAUCUCUAG
This is a messenger RNA of Lingula anatina, 357 nucleotides long. RefSeq lists its product as uncharacterized. Lineage: Eukaryota; Metazoa; Brachiopoda; Lingulata; Lingulida; Lingulidae. The record is from RefSeq and is a predicted model, not a curated record.